This is a messenger RNA of Limanda limanda (common dab), 1422 nucleotides long. RefSeq names its product transcription factor AP-2 gamma (activating enhancer binding protein 2 gamma) (gene tfap2c). Gene Ontology annotation, cellular component: nucleus. Gene Ontology annotation, biological process: anatomical structure development; regulation of transcription by RNA polymerase II; regulation of cell population proliferation. Gene Ontology annotation, molecular function: DNA-binding transcription factor activity, RNA polymerase II-specific; RNA polymerase II transcription regulatory region sequence-specific DNA binding. The transcript has 8 exons. The record is from RefSeq and is a predicted model, not a curated record. Lineage: Eukaryota; Metazoa; Chordata; Actinopteri; Pleuronectiformes; Pleuronectidae. Bases 1 to 1422 code for a protein of 473 amino acids.
AUGUUGUGGAAAUUAGCCGACAACGUGAAGUAUGAGGAUGACUGCGAGGAAAGACACGAUGGCAGCAGCAACGGGAACCCGCGGCUGCCUCACCUGCCGGCAGUCAGCCAGCACCUCUACAGCCCGUCCCCGGCCCUCUCCCACUCGGCCAGCUCGGACUUCCAGCCCCCCUACUUCCCCCCACCCUACCAGCCCAUCAACUACCCGCAGUCCGGAGACCCGUACUCCCACCUGGGCGACCCCUUCAACAUCAACUCCCUGCACCAGUCGCCGGCGUCGAACCAGCAGCAGUGGCCCGGCCGCCAGGGCCAGGACGGGCUGGGCUCGCACGCACGGAGCGGCCUGGCGAGUCAGAUCCUGGGCCUGGACGGAGGCUCCUCCGGGGGGAGGAGGGAAGGGUUCCGCCGGCCGGAGCUGCUCCCCCCGCACGCACACAGCCUCGAGUCGUCGGGGAUCGGGGACAGCAUGGGCAUGCAUGACAUGGGCCACGGACUGGAGGAUGUUCAACAUGUAGAUGACCACAGUAUUAUAAUGGCCGAUCAGACAGUCAUCAAGAAAGUAUUAGGACUACGAGGUGGCAGGAACCUUGAUCGCUUACAGAGGACUUAUUAUCAGGGGGGCGUUCUUGCGGGUGAGGAUGAAGGUCCCAUCACUCUGCCCAAAGGAAAUGCGCUGGGUCUUCCCUUCCAGAAAGAGUCCCUGCUGGGCAUGGUGUCAAAUCCCACCGAGGUGUUCUGCUCCGUCCCGGGCCGCCUCUCCCUGCUGAGCUCCACUUCCAAGUACAAGGUCACCGUGGCCGAGGUCCAGAGACGCCUGUCACCCCCCGAGUGUCUCAACGCAUCGCUGCUGGGAGGCGUUUUACGCAGAGCCAAGUCAAAAAAUGGCGGGCGUUCCCUGAGAGAAAAGCUGGAUAAAAUUGGGCUGAACCUGCCGGCAGGAAGGAGGAAGGCCGCCAACGUCACCCUGCUUACCUCACUCGUAGAAGGUGAAGCUGUUCAUUUAGCGAGAGACUUCGGUUACGUGUGUGAGACGGAGUUCCCUGCGAAGGCGAUCGCUGAAUACCUCGGCCGGCCGCACGUAGAACGCAACGAGGUCAACUCUCGGAAGAACAUGCUCCUCGCUGCCAAGCAAAUCUGCAAGGAGUUCACCGACCUGCUCACUCAGGAUCGAUCGCCUCUGGGGAACUCUCGGCCGGCUCCCAUCAUGGAGCAGGGAAUCCAAGGCUGCCUGACCCACUUCAGCCUCAUCACUCACGGCUUCGGCUCUCCGGCCAUCUGCGCCGCCAUGACCUCGCUGCAGAACUACCUGAACGAGGCGCUCAAACAAGUGGACAAGAUGUACCUGAGCUCAGGCAACGACACCCAGGGAUCCUCAGACAGUGGAAGCAAAUCUGCCGACAAAAUGGACAAGCACAGGAAAUGA